CAAGUUGAAUCUCAUAACUUGAGACUAUCAUGAAUACAAGUCACUCGGCUCUUUCCAACGGAACAAAAGCCUCCAAGGCUAUAGAUAUUUCAAAAAGCAGUGACGAUGACAGUGAUGAUAGUGAUGUGCCUAUUAUGUGCAGAACUGCUGUCAGUAACAAAACCAGUGCUGUUGCUUCAAGCACAUCCGUACGCACCCCCGACAACUAUGAUGGCUCUUUAGAUAAACGCUCUGUUGCCACGGGUAAGAACGCCAGCAAACCAACAGGCAGUACUGUGGUAAAGGAUGAUAGUGGAGAAGACAGUGAUGUUCCAUUGUCUCGAAAAAUCAAAAAAUCAAAAACCACGGUUGACACCAAGACUAAACAAAUGAAUACCAAAAAACCAGCCUCGACUACUUCAGGGUCAAAAAGGCAAACAGAUUCAUCAAACAAUGAUCGCAUCACCAAGAAAUUGAAAAAAGAACCUGUAUCAGCUAAAGAUGUUCCUAAACCAUCUACUGCUACUAUCAAAAUGACUAUCAAAUCAGAAAAUGGCACGUCCACGCCUAAAAAAUCAAAACCAACCACCAAUUCCAACAAGGCAGAAUCCAUAAAAGACGUUCAAAACAGUUCCCAAGAUGCAUCUCAAAUGGAUAAACAGCAAGACGGUGAUGAAAGUGACGAAAAUGACUACAAGUGGUGGUUAGAUCAUAAAAAGGACAACACUGUAAAAUGGACUACUCUAAGCCACAAUGGUCCCUAUUUCCCUCCAUUGUAUACUCCCCAUGGCAUAAAAAUGUUGUACAAUAAUGUGCCAAUAUCACUCUCACCUGCUUCUGAGGAGGUGGCGUCCUUUUUUGCUGCACUAAUUGGAACCGACUGGGCCAGCAAUAUUACAUUUCAAAAAAACUUUUUUCGAGACUUUCUAGGUGUUUUGAAAGAAACGGAUCCGAGUUGUCCAGUCAAGACUUUUGAAAAGUGUGAUUUCUCUCCCAUUGCAGAGUAUCUUGCUGAUCAGCGUGAAAAGAAAAAAACCAUGAGUAAAGAGGAAAAGGCGGUUGAAAAACAGGCAAAGGCAGAGAUUGAUAACCAAUACGGAUGGCUUAAAAUUGACGGACGUAAAGAAAAAGUCGGUAAUUUUCGAGUCGAGCCUCCUGGUUUAUUCCGUGGUCGUGGCGAGCAUCCUAGGACUGGAAGCCUCAAGCUUCGUGUUCAACCAGAGCAAGUCACUAUUAAUAUUGGGGCAGAUUCUACCAUCCCAGAACCACCCAGGGGUCAUAAAUGGGGCAGUAUUAUCAACGACAAUACCGUUACAUGGCUGGCAAUGUGGAAAGAAAAUGUCAACAAUAGUUUCAAAUAUAUAUUUUUGGCGGCCAAUUCGUCACUCAAAGGUCAGAGUGAUUUCAAAAAGUUUGAAAAAGCUCGUGUUCUCAAAUCUCACGUGGAUAAUAUUCGUCGAGUAUACACUGAUGAGCUCAAGGAUAAACUGAUGGCCAAUCGUCAAAGAGCCACGGCUCUUUACUUUAUCGACCGACUUGCGUUGAGAGCAGGCAAUGAAAAAGGCGACGACGAAGCCGAUACGGUUGGUUGUUGUUCACUAAGAUAUGAGCACAUUACUCUUAAACCUCCAAACAAGGUUGUUUUUGAUUUUCUUGGUAAAGACUCUAUACGAUACUAUAAUGAGAUGACCGUGGAUGAUCAAGUGUUUAAAAACAUCAAUAUUUUUAAGCGUGAUCCCAAACGAGAGGGCGACCCAUUAUUUGAUCGCCUAAAUACUGCAAUUUUGAACAAAUAUCUCAACAAAUUCAUGGAAGGUCUGACUGCAAAAGUAUUCCGUACCUACAACGCAUCGCAUACAUUUCAAGAAGAGCUCAGAAAAACACCAGUCAAUGGAACAGUUUCAGAAAAGCUUUUGGCUUACAAUCGUGCUAACCGACAGGUUGCUAUUUUAUGUAAUCAUCAGCGUAGUGUACCCAAAGGACACAGCAGUCAGAUUGCUAAACUGCAAGACAAGAUUCUUGCCAUUAAAUACGAUUUAAUGAAGGUCAAACAACAGAUGCUUGAGUUGGAUCCAAAGCUUAAAAAGACACGACCUGAACUUCAAGAGCCUGAAUCUGACUUGGACGACGAGUUUAUUGAAAACCAUACACGCUUUUUGGAAGAAUGUGAAUCAGAGCGGCUUCAGCAGCGGCUUGAUAAGGAGAACGAGAAGCGGAAGGAAGAUGGGUUGCCAUUGCUGAAAGAGCUUCCAGAAAAACGUACUUCGUCUAUCACGAGUAUAGAAAAACUGGAAAAAAAGUAUGCUACAUUAUGUGAUCGUAUUGCAGCACAGAAAACAAGCAUUAUUGACAAGGAUGAGAACAAAACAACUGCGUUGGGUACAUCCAAAAUCAACUACAUUGAUCCGCGCAUUUCUGCUGCAUGGUGUCACAAACACAAUGUUCCUUUGGAUAAGAUAUUUACCAAGAGUCUGCGCGAGAAAUUCACAUGGGCCAUGGACGCGGAAAAGGAUUGGGAGUUUUAAACAAGAUGAACAUAAAUCUAGUAAAAUGAACUAUUCAGAUAUGCACAC
Messenger RNA from Batrachochytrium dendrobatidis JAM81, 2552 nucleotides. RefSeq names its product DNA topoisomerase 1. The record is from RefSeq and is a predicted model, not a curated record. The coding region runs from base 30 to 2504 and encodes 824 amino acids. The transcript is spliced from 12 exons. Gene Ontology annotation, cellular component: chromosome; nucleolus. Lineage: Eukaryota; Fungi; Chytridiomycota; Chytridiomycetes; Rhizophydiales. Gene Ontology annotation, molecular function: DNA topoisomerase type I (single strand cut, ATP-independent) activity; DNA binding. Gene Ontology annotation, biological process: chromosome segregation; DNA topological change; DNA replication.